AUGCUCGCCGAAGCUCCUACAUUCGGUAGAGACACUUUCAAACUGUUCGACAGAGUAGUCGAAAGCCCGCACAGCAUUUGCUUCUAUGUGGAUAGUUGGGAUGAAGCAGUUCGUCAGAAGAACGAUUACAUCUACAAUGGCAGCCGAAUCACUGACAUAAGACGCACCCUUCCGGAAAUGGAUAAGGCAAAGGCGAAAGUUCAGACUGCGGUCAACGCCGAAAUAAAGCGGCGCAUUGAGCAAUUCCAGGGUGGCGCCAAACUCAAGCAUCAGUCUCCCCACGAAUGGGUUCCCAACGCCUCGUUCGUCAAUUGCUACGACGGGGGCUCAGAGAGGCGAGACCCAACCGUAGGCUACCACUCCGAUCAACUCACGUACGUCGGGCCACGCGCAGUCAUCGGCUCGCUCAGUCUAGGCGUCGCGCGCGAAUUCCGCGUCCGCAAGGUCGUAGCACGCGACGACAGCUCCUCCGCCGACGAGAAGGUGCAGAAGUCCUCCGAUACCGCCCGCGCUGACGCGGAGGGCCAGAUCGCGAUUCACCUGCCGCACAACUCGCUGCUGGUGAUGCACGCGGCGAUGCAGGAAGAGUGGAAGCACAGCAUCGCGCCGGCGCAGGCCAUCGACCCACAUCCGGUCGCCGGCAACAAGCGCAUCAACAUCACGUAUCGGCACUACAAGGAGAAUCUGCAUCCGCGGUAUACGCCGCGGUGCAAAUGUAACGUGCCGACGGUGCUGCGGUGCGUGCAGAGGAAGAAGGAAAACCGGGGAAGGUAUAUGUGGAUGUGCCACACCAGUUAUUCACCAGGUCAAGAAGGGUAUGUUUUGUCGUCCGCGUCUUGGGGUUUGAUGUACUGA
Molecule: messenger RNA, 855 nt
Organism: Lasiodiplodia theobromae
Lineage: Eukaryota; Fungi; Ascomycota; Dothideomycetes; Botryosphaeriales; Botryosphaeriaceae
Product: Grf zinc finger domain-containing protein
Exons: 3
Coding region: 1-855 (284 amino acids)
Biological process (GO): DNA repair; DNA alkylation repair
Cellular component (GO): nucleus
Molecular function (GO): dioxygenase activity
Source: RefSeq, a predicted model, not a curated record